AUGCAGCUCGCACAACCUUCGCGCUCGAGGGAGGCUCCAACUCGACGCCCCCAGCAGCCUUUGCUCUCCCCCCUCGGCCCUCGCCACGAUGUCGGAUCGUUUGAAGUAGCAGCCCAAUGUUUUGGGGGGAAGGCAAAAGUGGCGGGAAGAAGCGCAUCCAGCAGCCUCUCUGUGGGGAGGAGCAGCGCCGCAAGGGAGCCCUCUGUGGGGGGGCAAGCGCUGCUUCUUUCGGUGUGCGUCGUUUUUCUGCUUUUUGCGGGAAGCGCUUCAAGCCAGACCGUCACGUUUCGAGACUUGGGAGUGCCUGCGUCGGAAUCUCUGCGUCACGACCCCAACGCCUUUUUCAUCUACGGCUCGAAUGUGAAGUUCGUGUUUCCGAAGGAGGCUGUGGGGAAGCACAACGUCGUGCGCAUCAAGAACCUGCGGCUCUCGCAGGCAAGCAGCGCGGAAAUCGAGCAGAUGCGCGCGCAAGACUUGCUGGCGAGACUGGCACCAAGCAGCAGCGCGCAGAAAGCCCUUCUGGACGUCUCCCCCGCUGGGAUCGAAGUUGUUCUGAUCAAGUACAGGCAGCUGAGACGGAUGCUGACGGAGCCUGCGCCUUUCCCCUUCUGUUGCCACGGCAUGCCCUUCAGUCCUGAGAAACCUUUCGUUCCGACGGCAGAGUGCCCCUAUCCGAAUGCUAUGAGGCGCAUUUUCUGGAGCAGAAGGCCGACUUACCAGCUCCAAGAGCCUCAGCAGACGCCGUCUCCGGAGCAGCACGACUCAAUCCUGCAGUACGAUGGCGAAGAAAUCUAUGUGCGUCCUGUCGCGCUGGCGGGGUCUGCCGAUGCGGAGAAGGAGUUCACAUUUGCUGUGCGAGACUCGGAUAUCUACUUCCUAGUCACUGCCAACUGCGGCCCUUUGAGUGAUCUCACCUUCGAGGGAGAGAUCUCCGUCUCGAACGCCUACGGCAAGCUCCCCGGAUACGAGUACUCCGGCUUCCUGUGCGACUUGGCCUGUGUCGUCGCAUACGCCGUCUUGUCGCUCGUCUGGGGAGUCUGCUUGCUCAGGCAAAAAAAGAACCUCAUCCCCUUCCACUACUGCCUGGGGGGCGUUUGUCUUCUUGGCCUCCUGGAGAGUGCAGCAGAGCUCGCCAGCCUCUACAUCUGGAAUUUCUACGAGCCAAGCAGACCCCUCAUUUGCCUCUCCAUUGCGCUCUGCGUGCUCAAAAACAUCUCCGCCUACGUAUUAGUCCUCCUAGGCGCAAUUGGAUGGAGCAUCACCAGACCGUCGCUCGACAGGCCCACUCGGUACAAGAUACAGCUCAUCGUGUUUACGUAUAUUCUGUUUGAUUCGUUGAGACAGCUCUCCAAUGCAUACGACAACAGCGGCACUUUUUCGUUGCUUCGGAGUCUCAUUGUGCUGCUGCCCAUCAGCGUGCUGAACGUGGUUGUCUUUUAUUGGAUUUUUUCGGCGUUGCAUGACAACAUUGAGCUGCUUACCCGAGAGAAACAGUACGAGAAGCUCCUCAUCUACAGACGUCUCUUUUGUGUUUUGUUUGGUGGACUCUUUCUUGCCACGGGAAUUUUGGUGCUCCAACUCUACGCUGCAGCUCUCGUGAGACGAAAGGCCCCUUUGGACGUAGCUGCACACUUACCGCGCGCAGGCUCUAUCGAAUAA
Messenger RNA from Cyclospora cayetanensis, 1659 nucleotides. RefSeq lists its product as uncharacterized. Gene Ontology annotation, biological process: transport. Gene Ontology annotation, cellular component: Golgi apparatus; membrane. Bases 1 to 1659 code for a protein of 552 amino acids. The transcript is spliced from 3 exons. NCBI's taxonomy places the organism in Eukaryota, Apicomplexa, Conoidasida, Eucoccidiorida, Eimeriidae. The record is from RefSeq and is a predicted model, not a curated record.